AUGAUUAUCUUCAAGGAUAUCAUCACCGAUGACGAGCUCAUCUCGGACGCCUACAAGAUGCAAGACAAGGGCGUCAUCUUCGAGGUCGACGCAAAGAGAGUCACCAAGGGCGCUGACAACAUCCAACUCGAGGGAGCCAACCCUUCCGCUGAAGAGGCCGACGAAGGCACGGAGGAUACUAGCACGACCGUCAUCGACGUCGCCGACUCCUUCAGACUCAGCCCCGUUGAGUUCGAUAAGAAGGCCUACACCUCUGCCGUCAAAAGUUACAUGAAGUGUGUUGUCACAAAGCUCAAGGAGGCAGGCAAGAGCGAAGAUGAGAUCAAGGAGUUCCAGACCGGCGCCCAGGCCGCUGCAAAGACCAUUUUGGCCAACUUCAAGGACUACGAGACCUACACUGGCGAGUCUAUGAACCCCGAUGGAAUGAUUGUCCUCCUCAACUACCGCGAAGAUGGAAUCACCCCAUACUUCACCUUCUGGAAGCAUGGUCUCAAGGAGAUGAAAAUCUAG
Trichophyton benhamiae CBS 112371 is the source of this 510-nucleotide messenger RNA. RefSeq names its product TCTP family protein. Gene Ontology annotation, molecular function: calcium ion binding. The coding region runs from base 1 to 510 and encodes 169 amino acids. NCBI's taxonomy places the organism in Eukaryota, Fungi, Ascomycota, Eurotiomycetes, Onygenales, Arthrodermataceae. The transcript is spliced from 5 exons. The record is from RefSeq and is a predicted model, not a curated record. Gene Ontology annotation, cellular component: cytoplasm.